CGCCCCGUAUACGCAUACGCAGUCGGCCGCUGCCUGUGACAUCGUAUGAUCACCAUCACACCCCUUGGAGAGGGCGGUGGGUCCUCCUCGUCCAAGGCGACUUCUCGUGCACUCUGCCACUUGAUCCGCGUCGACUCGUCGUACCUGCUCCUGGACUGUGGAGCCCCAGAAGAUCUCAUCUUCCCACCAACGCCCUCGCCUCCCCCGCGCCCACUCGACCUCGCCUCGUACAUCCUUCCCGAUGGUGACCUCGACACGGAGGCGCUGACAGAGCUCCCACUGGACGACGCCAUUCAGCUCAUCGCUCCCCGCAUCUCCCUCGUCCUUCUCUCUCACUCUACCCUCCAUCAUGUCGGACUCUACGCAUACGCCAAAGCACGCCUGGGCUUGACCUGCCCCGCGUAUGCCACCUUGCCCGUGGCUGCCAUGGGCCGCUUGGUCACCGUGGAAGCCAUCACGGCGAUUGCCGCAGAUUGUGACGUUGACAAGUCGGACAAGCGGCCACAGCAAGGCACAGUCACUGGCACCAACGUGGUCACAGCCGUCAGAUCGGGUCGGAGUGGCAGGCCGCCGAAGGGUCGCGGCGCUGAGCCUGGCGUGUUGAGGAACAGGUGUACGCCGACCAAGUCCGAGGUAGAUGAUGCGUUUGAAGGGAUCAGGACGCUGAGGUAUCUACAGCCUACUGGUCUAGACGGCCCUCUCUCAUCUCUGUCCUUGUCUGCCCACUCGGCCGGGCACACCCUUGGAGGAACAGUGUGGAAGUUACGGUCGCCCACUUCAGGCACAGUUGUACUUGCCAUUGAUUGGAACCACGUCAAAGAGAGGCACAUCGAUGGAUCAGGCGUCAUUGAUGCAGUCUCUUCCCAGGCUGCCGAAGCUGCAGGCACAAAAAGAGCAGACUUGUUCGUCACGAGCGGAGCAGCAGUAGACAAGAUCAACCUCCGUCGCAAGGACAAGGACAAGAGACUCCUCGACCUGAUACAUCACACCCUUACAGUGUCUAAGAGUACGCUGCACCUCCCGGUCGAUGCAUCGCCACGACUGCUAGAGAUCCUUCUCCUCUUGGAUCAACAUUGGGCUUUCUCGUAUCCGCACGCUCGGUUCCCCCUGUGCCUUGUCAGUCGCACUGGCAAAGAGGUACUGGAAAGAGCGAGAACGAUGCGGGAGUGGAUGGGCAAAACCUUGCAGGGGGAAGAUGCUGGCCGCACCAGUGGUGCUGGCGCUCGAACCGGUGGAAGAGACGCUAGAGACGGCGCCCAUGGUCCUCUCGACUUCCGUUUUCUGCGCAUCUUCACUUCUCUUGGCGCUUUGGACGCCGCUUUGCCUGCAGAAACCCCGAAGAUCGUCCUCACUGUGGGUCCAUCUCUGCUCUACGGUCCAUCUCUCAAUUUUUUUCGAGAUCGGGUCGCUCCUCAUGCAGAUAACACAAUCGUUCUGACACAAAGAUCAGAGCUGAUCAGUGUCGCACAACAAUUACGGGGCUGGUGGGAAACUGGGCAGGGCGAGGCGAGUCAGCAGUCGAAGGCUGUUGGCUCAGAAGUCUCUGGCGAUGGAAGAGAACUUCAGGAUGUCAUCGUGCGACAGCGUCUGCCGCUGCAGGGUCAUGAGCUCGAAGCUUACAACGAGGAAAAACGCCUUAGAAAAGAGAAAGAUGAUCAACACAAAGCUCUCUUAGCCCGGUCGCGGCAAAGGCUCGAAGCAGAUCAAGAGGAAGACUCCGACGAAGAUGACGGCGACGAUGACAAGGCAGAAGACAGCGAUGACGACCUGGAAGCGGGCCUGCCAGAAGAUCCGGUAGGAUUCUCAGCUGUGACUCUGGACGGGAACAAGGGUCGUGGAAGCAGGAAACUGAAGGAUCUGACCCACAGCGGAGCCGGCGAUGCGCUCGGCGGGGAAGGAGACAUGACCCUUCUCGGAUCCUCACUCUCUCAUGACAUAUAUCUUCGCGGCGAUUCUGCUCAUGCAUCCAACUUCUUCAACCCUCUUCGCGGGAACGUCGAUACAAACCUCGAGCAAGAGGCAGCAAAGCGCCACGGGGUAGGUGUUCGAUACCGUACUGCCCCAGUAAUCGAGAAGCGCAAACGCAUAGAUGCUUUUGGAGAGGUUGUCGACGUGGCACGCUGGCUUUCGCGCGGCAGAGCAGUAGACGCAGCAGAAGCUUCGAACGCCAAGGGAACCGCCAAUACAGCUGCUGAAGCAAGUCGCAAGCGCCGACGCCUUGAUGGCGAGGCAGACGCCGACGACGACCUGUUGCCGCCUCAAGAAGAUGAGGACGAGUUCAAAGAUAUACCGACCAAAUUCACUGAAGAAGCCACGAACAUUACGGUACGUUGCAAUAUCGUCUGUAUCGAUCUGGAAGGGCUCAUCGAUGGGCGUGCUUUGUCAAUUGUCUUGCCCCAACUGGCUCCGCGAAGGCUCGUGCUGGUCGGCUGUCCCCAGCCUUUGCCUUCGGCCGUACCUGCGCACAAGAAGGAUCUAUCGGCGAGCUCGCCUGCAACAGCCACGUCACGAUUCAUCGAUUCCCUGCUAGGAAUCAAGGAUUUUACCAGAGAAAUCUUUGCCCCUGCCCUGGGCCGGAAAGUCAGCGUUGGUGCAGAGGUGCACAGCUUUGAUGUCAAAUUGGGCGAGGGGGUUUUGGAGCAGCUGAGAAUCAGUGGCUGGGAGGACUGGGGAAUAGCCUGGCUGCAAGCGAGAGUGACGGGCGCAGUGGAAGAGGACGUCAGAGAAGCCGUUGCUGGUCUAGACGCAAAAACCCCUGUCAGCUCGAGCCCGGCUCUCAUAGCCCUCGAAAAGAUUUCGUCAGGCAGAGAGUCAACUUCCGAAGUCGAGGAGACGAAUGCAGACGAGGCAGACGCUCUCAAGGCCGUCUACAGGCCAAAGAGUAAGGUCCUUGCUUCCAGCCGAGUCUCUACGUCUGGCAUUCCAAGGCAACAUACCUUCUUCAUUGGCGAUGUCCGUCUCUCCAAGCUGAAAGCCCUGCUCUCAGCAGCACAUCGCAUCCCUUCUGAAUUCGGAGGAGGCGGUAUGCUGGUCUGCGGGGCAGCGGCUUUGGCUCAAGCUACAGGUCAGUCAACCACUUCAGGACCGCACACAAACCCGGCUGGUCCUUUGACCGCCAAUCAGGCCGCUGCGGCUGUGACUGUACAGAAGUUUGGGGAGAAGUUCAUCUUGGAAGGCAAUGCCGGCAGGACUUUUGUCAAAGUGAGGGAUGUGAUGUACGGCAUGCACGCACGCGUCGGAGAUAUUUGAAAAUUCCUAUUCUGCAUCUUCUCCCGCUUUGUCGAGCGUCUCGCACAAACGGGGCCAAGAAGGCCUGCUUCCGCAGUGAGAUCGUUCGAAUCGUGAGGCUGAUUUUAUGUUUGCGAUAGCGGCGGGCAUCGUUGUCCUGGGGGAGUGGGUAGUACUUGAUCGUGAUCUGUCUUGCAACGCUCCGAGUCAUGCCCCGCGGUCGAUGUUGCUCGUCAUCUGCACAAAAUCUACUGUGGAAGUCGGACACUCAGCACGCUCUUGGG
This is a messenger RNA of Microstroma glucosiphilum, 3512 nucleotides long. RefSeq lists its product as hypothetical. Lineage: Eukaryota; Fungi; Basidiomycota; Exobasidiomycetes; Microstromatales; Microstromataceae. The transcript has 2 exons. Gene Ontology annotation, molecular function: RNA binding. The coding region runs from base 46 to 3249 and encodes 1067 amino acids. The record is from RefSeq and is a predicted model, not a curated record. Gene Ontology annotation, biological process: mRNA 3'-end processing by stem-loop binding and cleavage. Gene Ontology annotation, cellular component: mRNA cleavage and polyadenylation specificity factor complex.